This is a messenger RNA of Sphaeramia orbicularis (orbiculate cardinalfish), 4026 nucleotides long. It is a transcript of the gene cntn3a.1, whose product is annotated as contactin 3a, tandem duplicate 1. NCBI's taxonomy places the organism in Eukaryota, Metazoa, Chordata, Actinopteri, Kurtiformes, Apogonidae. Gene Ontology annotation, biological process: brain development; cell-cell adhesion; axon guidance. Gene Ontology annotation, cellular component: axon; plasma membrane. The transcript has 23 exons. Gene Ontology annotation, molecular function: cell-cell adhesion mediator activity. The record is from RefSeq and is a predicted model, not a curated record. Bases 253 to 3348 code for a protein of 1031 amino acids.
UUUUCCUGCCAGACUUUGAGGACACAUGAGGCUGACAACUUCCACUACCACUGCCGAAACCGACGCUGCUGCUUCUGGGCUGAAAGAGUGAGGAGAUGCGCGGCGUAACAUGGAUAUCCGAGAAGGGAUAAACGCCAGCGAAUGCCACAGGGGACGCACUCAGAAGAACGGUGAAAGUGCUGGAAAGGACAAAGCCAGGAUUCCACACACCUGUGAUUGGAUGUGAGCUUGUAUUGACCUGAGACCAUUAAAAUGGAGUUGCUAUGGAAACUUCUUCUGCUGCUGUCAUUGGUGGAGUGUCUAACAGGAAGCGGAGUCCUGCUGAAGCCUGUGUUCACCAAACAACCCGGCAGUGUGGUGUUUCCUCUUCAACCUGGCGAAAACCGCAGAGAGGUGGUGUUCAGCUGUGAGGCCCAAGGACACCCUUCACCUUCCUACAGAUGGAAGCUGAAUGACUCUUUCAUCGUGGCCAGACCUGGGUCACGGUACUCUCUCAUGGGAGGAAACUUACACAUCAGCAAUCUCAAUAAAGACGAAGAUGUUGGCAUCUACCAGUGCUUGGCAUCGAACUCCUUUGGCACCAUUGUGAGCAGAGAAGCCAGUCUGCACAUCGCAUACCUGGAGAACUUCAAAACCCAGAGGAGAAGUCCAGUGAGGGUACGUGAGGGUCAAGGAGUGGUCUUACUCUGUGGACCGCCGCCACACUCUGGAGAGCUUACUUUCACAUGGAUCUUCAAUAAUUACCCCUCGUUUGUCAUCCAAGACACAAGACGAUUUGUGUCUCAGAAGACAGGAAAUCUCUACAUCGCCAAAGUGGAGCCGUCUGAUGUGGGUAACUACACUUGUGUGGUGACCAACACAGUCACCAAAAGCAGCGUUCAAGGACCACCGACACCUCUAGUGCUGCGGGUGGACGGUGUGAUGGGCGAAUACGAGCCAAAGAUCGAAGUGCAGUUCCCCGAAGUCGUCCCCGUGGCGAAGAGUUCCACGGUGAAGCUGGAAUGUUUUGCACUUGGAAACCCAGUGCCAACCAUCAGCUGGAGGAGAGCGGAUGGAGCCUCUUUUGGCAGGAAGGUGGACAUAAAUAAAGCGAGCGGAGUCUUAGAGAUCCCUUACUUCCAGCAGGAGGAUGCAGGGAUGUACGAAUGUGUGGCUGAAAACAGCAGAGGCAGAAACUCGGUGAAAGGAAAACUGUCUUUCUACGCUCCACCUCAUUUGAUUGAGAAACCGCAGGAUGUUCAGAUGACCAUCGAUGAUACUCUGGGGUGGGAAUGCAAAGCCAGCGCCAAGCCGAAGCCGUCCUAUCGCUGGCUGAAGAACGGAGAGGCGCUGGAUCCUAUGGAGCAGGACAGAGUGCAGGCCAAUAACGGAGUGCUGACGAUCAGUAGCCUGAAUCUGGCUGACAUCGGCAUGUACCAGUGUGUGGCGGAGAACAAGCACGGCAGAAUAUUCACCAACGCCGAGCUCAGAGUCGUAGCCAUCGCUCCAGACUUCUCCCAGAACUUGUUGAAGGCCCAAACUUUGGCCCGACUGGGUGGCGACAUCCUGAUCGAAUGCAAGCCUAGGAUGUCUCCUCGGGGUGUUAUUUCUUGGAGGAAAGGAAAAGAAGCCCUGAGAGAGAGCCACAGAGUUACCGUGUUAGAAAGCGGAAGCCUUCGGAUCGGAAAUGUGUCCAAGAUGGAUGCUGGUCUCUACACGUGUGUCGCCAGAAACCAGUUUGGAGUAGCAAGUAGCGCUGGCAGCUUACUGGUUAAAGAGCCCACCAGUAUCACCAGUCCGGCCGGUCAUCUGGACGUCACAGUGGGUGAAAGCAUCGUGCUGCCGUGUCAGGUGUCUCACGACCCCACGCUCGACCUCAAGUUCACCUGGUUUUUUAAUGAGCAACUCAUCCACUUUGGAAGUCACGGGUCCUACUUUGAAAAAGUUGGUGGGCGCUCAGCUGGCGAUAUAAUGAUCAGAAACAUUCAACUGAGGCAUGCUGGGAAAUAUACUUGUGCCGUUCAGACCAAAGUGGACAGCGUUUCUAUCGCCACCGAUGUGGUAGUGAGAGGUCCCCCGGGGCCCCCUGUGGACUGCCAGGUGACUGAGAUGACCGAGACCACCGCCGCUGUGUCUUGGGGUCCGGGCCUGGACCACCACAGCCCCAUCCUGAGCUUCACCAUCCAGGCCCGGACGCCCUUCUCCCUGGGGUGGCAGGCUGUUACCACGGUUCCUGAGCUGCUCGGGGGGAAGCAGCUGUCAGCCACUGUCAUCGACUUGAGUCCCUGGGUGGAGUACGAGUUCAGAGUUCUGGCAACCAACAGCAUCGGGACGGGGGAGCCCAGUAAACCCUCCAAAAAGGCCCGCACCAAAGAAAUGCUUCCCAGACUGACUCCUGCCAGAGUGAACGGCGGUGGCGGAGGUCGUUCAGAGCUGGUCAUUACCUGGGAGCCUGUUCCUGAGGAGAUGCAGAGCGGUCCAGGCUUCGGAUACGUGGUGGCUUUCCGCCCACUUGGGGCGCCGGGCUGGAUGCAGGCGGCCGUCACAUCCCCGGACGCCUCCAGAUACGUCUUCAAGAAUGAGAGCAUCCCUCCGUUCUCCCCGUACCAAGUCAAAGUCGGGGUUUACAACAACAAGGGGGAGGGUCCCUUCAGCCCCGUGACCACCAUCUACUCAGCCGAAGAAGAGCCCAGCAGAGCUCCGGGGAGGCUGAAGGCGAGGAGUGUAUCGGCGUCCGAGGUGGAGGUCACCUGGAAGCCGCUGGCCUGGAGUAACAACCGCCGACGGAUCCUGGGCUACGAGUUGCGAUACUGGGGUGAGAAAGAGAAGCAGGACACAGCCAGAGUAAUCCGGACGGUAGGGAACAAAACCUCCGUCCUCAUCAGGGAUCUGGACGGCAGCAGUACGUACUACAUAUCCCUCAGGGCCUAUAACAGCGCCGGAGUGGGACCGCAGAGUAGCAUCGUCAAUGUCACGACCAAGAAACCACCACCAAGUCAAGCCAUAUCAAAAAUCAUGUGGAACACUUCCAACUCGAAGGUCAUCCUGAGGUGGGAUCAAGUCCACGCUCUGGAGAACGAGUCCGAAGUCACAGGAUAUAAGGUGAUGUACAGCCAGGACAAACACAGCCGUCCCAGCGUGGUGGAGACCAACACCACGUCCCUGGAGCUGUCUCUGCCGGUCAACGAGGACUACGUGAUCCAGAUCAAACCGUUCAGUGAAGGAGGAGAAGGAAGCAGCAGCCGCCAGAUCACCAUCCCCAAAACAGCAGUUUCCAUAGCGAUGGGAGCGGCUCCUCCUCCUCUGUCGUCGGCGGUAACCGUGGUCAACAUGGCAGUUUUAAUCCUCACAACCCGGACUGUGUUAUGACGACCGUCUGCAGAACCACAGCUGAUUAAGAGGAGGAACGGCAGGUAAAAAAGAUGACAGCGGGUACCUGCUCCUGUCCGUCCAAACCCCCGUGUGUCUUUUUUUUUUUCUUCUUCUUCUUUUUUCUUCUUCCCUUUUUCGAUCCCUUUGUGAAGGAGAAUCAUUUCCCAUUCCUUCUAAAAGGACACCACUCUUUCAGAAGUUGCUUUCACGGACCUGAACGGACGCCAACGCCGACUGACUGCGGUGGCUUUGAACACUCGUCCUCUGCUCCUUCGAAACUUUGGAUCUUCUCUUUCCGUUUGAACCCUGGAGGCGUGGUCAUGUGUGGUGCAUGAUGGGAUGUGUAUAUGUGUUCUCCAAAGGGGGCUCCAAACUGGAUACUGGAAGGUUUUUUUUUUUUUUUUUUCUGGCUUUUUCUUUUUUUAAUAAAUCAAUUUCCAGUGGAUGGAGAACGGACACGAGAAUCAAAGCACUUACAUUUCAGCUUCAAAUCCCAAACAGUCGAGGUAUUCCCCCCCCCCCCCGUUCGUUCUCUCCUGAGCUAAGCCUCAUCGCUUUAUGACAGACCAGACUUUUGGGAGGUUUCUACCUUGGCUUGGAUUUUCUUCAUGCUUUCACCACUUUAUACUGAAGCCUCAGAGUUGCCAUGAAAUCGACUGGUACCAAAAGGUGUUG